Scatophagus argus is the source of this 3366-nucleotide messenger RNA. It is a transcript of the gene dact2, whose product is annotated as dishevelled-binding antagonist of beta-catenin 2. The transcript has 4 exons. Bases 428 to 2971 code for a protein of 847 amino acids. Gene Ontology annotation, biological process: negative regulation of nodal signaling pathway. Lineage: Eukaryota; Metazoa; Chordata; Actinopteri; Scatophagidae. The record is from RefSeq and is a predicted model, not a curated record. Gene Ontology annotation, cellular component: cytoplasm.
UUUAUUCACUCAUUUACAUUCCCUCAUAUCACUUACAGACUUUGACAAACCUCUAGCCGAAAAUAACAACAACAAAACAAUAGUGUAAAUGCCACAAUAAUAUGCUCAUCAUGCCAUGUGAUAUUAUGGAGAUGAACUUAGUACUUGCCCGGGCAGCUCCACUGAGGAGCUGAAUGCGGAGAAUUAGUACCAGAUGUUCAAUGAGACCGAGUGGACAGCCAAUAGGGAGGAGGGCCAUUUGGUCUGUGGGAGGAGCUCAGUCUGUUUUCUGAGCUCAACAUUUAUUCCAACAGGUAGUUUAAAAAACCAAACAGGUCAGCAGCAGCAGCAGCCGCAAGACAGCGACUAACGAGGUGGUUAUUCUCCGAGGAGAACGUUUCUUUGAUCGCAUUUUGUUUCUGGACAUGCCCGGACGCCUCUCUUCGCCAUGCUGAGCAGGAAGGGGUCUUGUGCGGGGAUGAUGAGCGUUGCAGCCGGAGGAAUAGACCGCAGCAGGGUCGGGGAGAGGAUGCAGGCUGCACUGGCAGGGCUGCAGGAACUGCAUUUGCUGAAGGACAGACAGAGCGACAUGGUGAGCUGGGCACUGAGGAUGGACCGAGAGGAGCCCGUCACUUCUGUCCACGCAGGCCCGGAGGGUCCCAAGAUGGUGAUGGGGGCUGAGGAGCAGCGGCUGGAGACGACCCUGACAGCCCUGAAGCAACAGCUGUCUCGUCUUCGAAAACAGGAUGUAGGCCUGAAGACCCACUUGCAGCAGUUGGAUCAACAGAUCAGUGAGCUGAAGCUGGAUGUGAGCAAGGCCUCCACAGAGCAACUGGAGAGUGACAGUAGGCCAAGUUCAGGUUUCUAUGAGCUCAGUGACGGUGGCUCUUGCUCACUGUCCAACUCCUGCACCUCUGUGUACAGCGAGUGUCUGUCUUCCUCCCAGACAAGCCUUCUUCUCCUUCCCACAAGUCCUGCUAAUUCCCACAUUAGCCCUCCAGUACAAGUUGAUGUGUGCCGCCGGCGUUCUGCUGAUGAAAGCACUACCCAGCCCAACCCUCCGCGGGCCACAGGCCUCCAUCUGGGCAGCAGCAGGAUCCGAGCAAGCACUACUGGCACCGAGCAGGCACGACCUAGACCUGUGUCAACAGGUGAUCUUGAUAAGAUGAUGGCUCAAGGUCUGGGCUACUGCAAAACCGUGGAUGCAAGGAAACCAUUAAUGUGCACAAACCUAAAGACCUCCACAAUGGACCCCAAGUUCCAGAGCAACCUGGUGUCCCGCAGUGGGACUGAAGUGUACCACUACCCCAGCCCUCUGCAUGCUGUGGCUCUCCAGAGCCCAAUCUUUUCCAAUGGGUGUGACCCAGCCACACCGGGACUUAAAGAAGGCCAGGGACCCCCAGUGAACAGCUCUGACAACAAAACCCAUGGUUACAUUGACAAGCUUCUUUUGCGCAGCUUGAGCAAAAUCCAGAGUGAAAAAGGCAUGGAGAUUAUGCAGAUACAGCGUGACUCCCAUGGGAAGCCAACUGAAGCUGUGACUGUGUUUCCUGAGAUAUCACAGAAAGAGUUGUCUAUGGUGCAGCCUCUUCCAGCCCAGAACAUCAUCCCACUAGAUAGUGAGCAGAGGAGGCACUGCAUAACAUACUCCAGCCAAGAGCAAGCUGAUAUCACAAACCACAAACAGUCAGUGAGGGCCCCUGAGGUUUCAUGCAGAUACUCCUAUCCUGCUGCCAUGGGGGAGUACAGCACUGAUAAUGUCACCAUUUCAUCCCUGAGGAAGAAUAAAUCCCGAGGAGAAUAUGCCAGUGUAGCAAGAAGCAGUUCAGAGAAUAGAUGUGGGGACAACCCAGAGCCAAGGCCACAGGAGAGGAUAAGCCACAGACAAAGAUCAGUGAUGGCCCAUAGCUCCAGCACUGAGGAGAGUCUAAGCUUUGAGGUUUACACUGGUCAUACCGCCUCCCCUGAGUUUGUACAUGCCAAAUUUGUUCCUGCUGGCUCUCAGAGGGUCAAGGUAAGACAGGCUGACCGUAAAACCAAAGCUCUGAAACUGAGAAGAAAAAGCAGUGAGAAGCCUCGAGCAGUUAAGCAGCAACAUGGCUAUUCCUCUGGUGAAAGGACCAGAGAGGCCAGUGGUGGAAUCAAAGGGGAGCAGAGAAGGUCAGGGAAAGGAAAAGUGACCCAGAAAUGUACCACCUGUCACACAGAGGAGCGUAGACAGGGUUCAGGCUCGGACUCCAGUCACUCUAGCCCAGGACUCGUGUACACCAGCAAAGUGCAUCCUAAGCCAUAUUCCAUCCCUGCUGUCGCGAAGACCAGCAAAAGCCGCAGACUGCAGAACCUGGAGUAUGAGCAGCCUGUAGAGCAGAGGAAGAGGAGGCAGGGGGCUGCCAAAUGCCCAUCUGAUGUGAUGUUCCAGGCUUCAUGUGCCCAGCGUCAGAGGUCAAAAGAGCCCCAUGCUCAAGCACUGGGAAACAUGCACAUGGUCCGUAGUAUGACUGCCAAGUCAGGCCAGUGGAUAGGACCUUCACAUUCCUUCAAAUCCUCAAAUUCAUUUCUCCACCAUCUUAAUGCCAGAUACCCCCCAGCACCCUUCCACAUGUCCAGCCACUACCCACCAAGAUGUGAGUCUGAAUAUUCAGCUGAAUGUGCUUCAUUGUUUCACUCCACCAUCGCUGAAAGCAGCGAGGGGGAGAUGAGUGAUAACACCACCAAUCGCUUUGGAGAUAGCGAGUCCAGCCAGAGCUUCCAGUCCUUCUCGGACUCUGACAGCAGCCUGUCCCUAGAUGAGGAGGACCAGGUGGACAGCCAAGGGGAAGAAAGAGGUCUGGUGUGGGCUGAGGCUACUCUGGGGCCCACCGCCGCUGGACUGCCCCUCGAGCAGCUCCCACGCCCUGAGCCAUCAGCCUGCCGCAUCAAAGCUUCCCGAGCUCUGAAGAAGAAGAUUCGUCGGUUCCAGCCUGCCUCCCUGAAGGUCAUGACCCUGGUGUAGCAAAGUUCCCCUGGGCAGAAUGAGAACUGUUGGGAAAACACAGAAACCUGUGGGAAAUGUUUUCAGAACUGUUUGGAAUGAUCUCAUCUGGUCCUUUGGCCAUCCUUAAUCAUCACUUAGAGGCAGCAAUUAAAGUGGACUGCAUUUGUGCACUGAUAGCUUUGUUAAAAAUGUUAAGAAUUUACACUGGUCAAACCUUAAACUGUACAAAAUGCUGCGUUGUAUAAAAUAUGUAUCACACAAUUAUUACACUUAAACUUAAUUUGUAGAUAUUUAUGUUAAAAUUAAAGUUUCUCAUAGCAUGUGGCUGCUUUUGACAAUUUCAUGGACAUUUCUGUCAUAUAUGAUAUGUACCGGAAAAAUAAAACCAAUCUUUUUACAUUUCUGGUUGCAAA